Messenger RNA from Sclerotinia sclerotiorum 1980 UF-70, 216 nucleotides. RefSeq lists its product with no specific name. The record is from RefSeq and is a predicted model, not a curated record. Lineage: Eukaryota; Fungi; Ascomycota; Leotiomycetes; Helotiales; Sclerotiniaceae. Bases 1 to 216 code for a protein of 71 amino acids. The transcript has 4 exons.
AUGGCUGGCUACAAGCUCCGCGAGAACCGCGUCCCUUACUACCAGGCGCUCUUCCAAGAAGGUGCUAAGAAACACAUUCGUCAAUGGAACCAAACUUCUAGAAGCAGGGUCCUGCUCUACCCAUACUAUGUCGCCCUUUGGGGAGGUUUUGCUGGAUCCAUGUACAUGAUGACGCGAAUGGUUUUUGGACACAAGACUUGGUUCGGCAAGGGAUAG